Messenger RNA from Austrofundulus limnaeus, 2857 nucleotides. Its product is annotated as calsenilin. The transcript has 10 exons. Gene Ontology annotation, cellular component: nucleus; voltage-gated potassium channel complex. Gene Ontology annotation, molecular function: potassium channel regulator activity; calcium ion binding; RNA polymerase II cis-regulatory region sequence-specific DNA binding. Gene Ontology annotation, biological process: regulation of potassium ion transmembrane transport; negative regulation of transcription by RNA polymerase II. NCBI's taxonomy places the organism in Eukaryota, Metazoa, Chordata, Actinopteri, Cyprinodontiformes, Rivulidae. Bases 1577 to 2275 code for a protein of 232 amino acids. The record is from RefSeq and is a predicted model, not a curated record.
CCCUGUGAUGGACACCCUGUUCAGCCUGUACCCCACCCCUCGCACACUGACUGCUGGAUAUGGGCACCAGUGACCCUCAUGACCCUGACAGGAAGAAGCAAUUAAAGGAUAAUGGAUGGAUACUGAACUGUUGAAAUAACACCACCCUAAAAUAUUCAACUCUUAAGCUGUUAAUUUUUGUUUUGUUUGUAUCGUGCCCAGGCUCUAUUCUGGGAGGAAAUUCCUUGAUGGAAAAAAAAUAAAACAAACAGGAAGUUAAAACUUGUGCAAAGUCAAAUCGUGACGUUCCGUUCUGCGACAGCUAUAGGUUAUCAUACUUCCUGAGCUGUAAUGUAGCUCUCUCUCUCUGCAGUCAUUAAAUCCUGGUGAUGAGGCUGCAUCUCUGCAUGCUAAAGCCCCCCUCACUCCUGCUGUCUGUAUUUAAGAGAUGAAUAACAGAUCAGCACUUAAGGUGCAUUAAAUGCUGCAUUAUUUGUAUGGCUUGUAAGUUAAGAUAAAGCAAUUUGCAGGGUACCUAAGCUUGUGCAGAAAAUAAAACACUGAACCAUAUAAGGGGAAGGACAUGUGUGCAGCAAAUGCUUGCCUUAGCUUUAUUGGCUGGAGACAAUAAAAUGAUAAAAUUGUUAAUGGAUGACAGCACUGAACUGAUCAGUGCCAAAAGAAAUGAUUAUAUUAAGGUUUAUUUUGUUAAAGGCAAACUACUGAUACUUUUACCUGAAGUAUCAGCUGACUGACCAACCCGUCAAAAAUUUCUCACUCUUCAUAAAAACGCACGUUUCUCUGCCAGUUCCCAGACUAAUAUUUUAACUCUUGAUGAUUGAUUAGCUUUCCGCUGCCCGAUACUUAAACCGAGUCCAUUAUGUUCUGCAGACUCAUCAGAUGUGAACUGUGCUCACAUUCUUCUUUACUUUCACUGCCCUCUAAAUCAGCUGGACCAACAUUGCAAGCCAUUCCACCUCCGCUACACAACUUUACAAAGCACUGCUCCACCAGCAGUCUUGUAGUGAGUCCAGUCUUGAUUAAAACCAUUUGACUGGGUAGGUGUAAAGCAUCGGUGACCAAGUCUGGGGAUCCGAGCAGCCCAACACGGAGCUGAGCAGACUCAUUUGCUCUAAGUGCUGCUCGUAUCCCAGCCCUCAGCAGAUGUGGAUCAAUGCCUGGUUUUACAGUUUUGCAUGGUUGAAAUGAUUCAGACAAAUCUGACUGUCAGUCAGAGCCCGGCAGUGAAGAAACUCCUUUAGUUCUGUAUCUAUAGUGAAGCAGGAUGUGAAAAGGUGCUGCUUGGUUGCAAGUGGAGAUAACUUUGAAACACAUGGAGGAAAACUUGUUUGCUUAAUUGAGGAUGCUUUGCACUCACGCUCUUUUUUUUUCUUGGCUGCUCGGCGGUUUAAGUCAUAAUUGCUGAUGCUAGUACAAAUACCUCUGAUGAAUUAGAGGCGGCUGAUGGAUGAAGAAGAUGACAGACAGCAGGUGAUGUUUGGAGCUGCUCUGUCAGAGUCAUCAGAGGGACAUCUGAAGCGUUUUCUCUUUGUUUUUACCUGAAAGAACUUCUGCCGAGGUAAUAUCUUAGUCAGUAAUGGGUUUGGACGGUAUGGAAAUAUUUGCUAUUGCUGCCGUUGUCGGACUAUUUAUUGUUGUCCUCAAACAGUUUGGGAUUUGGGAGCCUUUGUCUCUGGAAGAUGAUGACAGCAAUGACAGUGACCUCGAACUUUCCAUGGUGCGUCACCAGCCUGAGGGCCUCGAGCAGCUCCAAGCCCAGACCCAGUUCACCAGGAAGGAACUCCAGUCGCUUUACAGAGGCUUCAAAAAUGAAUGUCCCAGUGGGUUGGUGGAUGAAGAAACAUUCAAAUCCAUCUACUCACAGUUUUUCCCACAAGGAGAUGCGACCACGUACGCACAUUUCUUGUUCAACGCUUUCGACAUGGACAGAAAUGGUUCGAUCCGAUUUGAAGACUUUGUGUUAGGACUGUCUGUGUUGCUCAGAGGUUCCGUCACAGAGAAACUUCGUUGGGCUUUUAACCUGUACGACAUCAACAAGGACGGCUACAUUACUAAGGAGGAAAUGUUGGCAAUAAUGACAUCGAUUUAUGACAUGAUGGGCAGGUAUACGUUACCCAGCGUACGAGACGAUUCUCCCUUUGAGCACGUGGAGAAAUUCUUUCAGAAAAUGGAUCGAAACAGGGAUGGAGUCGUGACAAUCGAUGAAUUCAUAGAAACCUGCCAAAAGGAUGAAAACAUAAUGGCUUCCAUGCAGCUCUUUGAGAACGUCAUCUAGUUUUUACAAAGAAAACUGGAUCAAUAACAUCUUUUAAUGCUUCCAGCUCCAAACCUGCGGGCCUGAAUAUCAAUCAAGAGGACAUUUUAGGCCACAAAAGACAAAAGGACACAUGUUUAUACAGUGAAAACAAGUGAACACUAUUGUUUUUCCAAACUGGAAAUGUGUAGAAAUGUGCAGCAUCCACUCCAAUUCAAAUUACCUUUCCUACAAAUGUUUUUUUUUAUCUUUUAGUGCAUGAAAAGUUAAACUUUCAUUUCUGCACGUAAAAAUAAAUUUAAAUAAGUGUUACCACUGCUGGAUGAGCAGGAGUGUUUCCCUGAAAUUAAAAAUGAAAAUGAAAUUUGAAGAAGUUAAAGGGAACAAAAGUGUGCUAUGAACUGUCAAUGUCAUGUCGAACUAAAAACUGAAAACAUAAAAAUCACUGACCUGCAAUGCCUUUUAUAUUGAUUGGUGGGUUUUAUCCUAACUCAGAUGAGGAAAGUGUUUAUUCUUCCCUCAUUAAUAAAAUUGUAUUUGCAACAUCUUCUGUUAUGAUAAUAAACUAAAUAAACCCAGUUUUUUCAAUUUGAGCACAACAAA